Molecule: messenger RNA, 466 nt
Organism: Zophobas morio
Lineage: Eukaryota; Metazoa; Arthropoda; Insecta; Coleoptera; Tenebrionidae
Product: small ribosomal subunit protein uS8-like
Exons: 2
Coding region: 70-462 (130 amino acids)
Biological process (GO): translation
Cellular component (GO): ribosome; cytosolic small ribosomal subunit
Molecular function (GO): structural constituent of ribosome
Source: RefSeq, a predicted model, not a curated record
UUCAACCUUUCCUUCGUUCGCUUUUCUGGUUAUAACUUUUUGUUUAGCUGCUACCUGAUAUUUAUAAAAAUGGUGCGAAUGAGUGUUUUAAAUGAUGCCUUGAAAUCGAUUUACAACGCGGAAAAACGUGGGAAACGUCAGGUGUUGAUUAGACCAUCUUCUAAAGUAAUUAUUAAAUUUUUGCAAGUAAUGAUGAAGCAUGGUUAUAUUGGAGAAUUUGAAGUUAUUGAUGACCACCGGGCUGGUAAAAUCGUUGUAGAGCUAAAUGGGCAUCUUAACAAGUGCGGCUGUAUUUCUCCUCGCUUUGACGUUCGUAAUGAAGAGAUAGAAAAGUGGGCUAAUAACCUGUUACCUUCUCGUCAAUUUGGUUAUUUUGUAUUGACCACUUCCUCUGGGAUUAUGGACCAUGAAGAGGCACGCAGGAAACAUACUGGUGGGAAAAUUCUUGGAUACUUUUAUUAAUUCU